GGGGGCAAGAUGCCACCGUGUCAACGUCGUACAGGCAUCCCUCCCCCCGCAGAACGGCUUUCGAUUCGAGCCCGACUGCCCUCUUGCCGUGACCAUGGACAGCUCAGCAAGUACGACUAACUUUGAACACCAUCACUCUACGGCUGCCCUUCCUCGAGCAGCAAGCGCCGGCAUGCGAGGGAGCAUCGACUGUGAGGCCCAGGUCACGCGCGCCUGCAGCGGUAAUGCUGGCCUCAAGCUCGCUGAUGGUCGCAGGAACGGGCAAUACUUUGGCAGCGGAGGGGAACAACGAGGCAGCGACGAGAUCUCGGCCUGGUCCUCGUCUUCAUCUCUGCAUACAGCACGCCGCUGGCUCAAUCAGGCCUACUCAUUCUGUACAGCCGACCAGCCCAUUGACUGGUCUUCGACACGUCUGCGCUUCGACGCCUGGAAAACGGCUACGCCCACUCGCUGCUUUGUUCUCACUCUACUCGCCGAGGCAGGAGGCGUCUGGCUCUUUUCCCUGGGAUACCAUGCCGCUAUCUACUCGGCCUUGUAUGCUUGGCUUUCUCUUGACAAAGUGGACGGCAUUGACGCUACCUCUGCCGGUCUUUUUGAGUUCUUCGCCUUCUCCCUCUCCCUCUACUUCGCCCUGAUCAUCUUUGGGCCCGCUGGCUCGGGAAGUCAGCUCGUUCCGCAGGUGAGCGUGGCGGUCACCAUGCUGGGGCUUGGUCCGCUGUGGAAGCUGCCCUUCAUGGUCCUCGCUCAGACUUUAGGUUUUUGGGCGGGACAGCUUACUGCAAUCGGCAUCGAGUACGACCUGUUCCGGCAGCUCAAAGAGGAGGCGCUGCUGAUGAGUUGGGGUGAUAGGGAGGCAUUCUGGGCAACCGGCGACAAAAUCUUGGGAAAGAGUAUCGCCCAACUUGUCAUAUACUAUAAGCUUCCAACCAGGAGCUGGGCACCACAGGUGCUCAGUGAGGUGGUGCUCAACUUCAUCAUGGCUGUCCUGAUUGCCGCCAGCGUCGACCACUCCAACCCCUUCAGCUCGCCGUCUAACUCCGCGUGGACCAUUGCAGUUGGUGGUGGCUUUGUGCUCAUCUUCUUUGGCCUCGACGACAUGGCGACUUGGAGCUUCCGGUGGGUCACGGGUUUCAAUUGUUGGAUACUCUUCGGGAUCGAUAAGCGCUGUUUCCCUGCACACGAGUCUGUGUUUGAGGCUUUCGCGCCCUUGAUCGGCAUGCCCAUCGGCUUCACCUUCUACGCCCUUCUCAUCGCAGACACGCGACGUCCCGCUGCAAACACCUUCCUUGCCCAAGUCGAUGCUGAGGUCUCCGAGAUGGCGGCCCAGGCUUCACAGAGCCAGCUCGAGCUCCUGGAGCAGCGUGCCAAUCGCAAGGCGACUCGUCGCCGCCGUCGUUGGAGCAGCUAUGGCCUGCAGCGCAAGGCAUCGAGCGAGGUCCUGCCUAAUACAGGUUCCGCUUUUCCCUCCGAGCAUGCCGACCAGCUCACCAGCCUCGGUCGCGUGCAAGAAUAUCGUCUGCGAGGUCCAGCGGCCAUCGUCGCACCAGUCAAGCGAAACGGUGGUCGGCCCCGGACGGCUGAUUCUUCUGCGCCCACCGUGACGACCACCGUGACGACUACGACGGCUACGGCGGCUACUGAGUCCGCGGAGCUGCAGCCCAAGAUCAGCUUCAGCAGCGAGUCUACGGCUCGAGGCGCUCCUUCACCGUUUCAGGCGCAGAUGGAGAGCUCUUCCGCGUCUUCCGCAACUCUCUCGUCUCCCCUAUAUCCCACGAUUCCUACUUCAGCGGCGCCGCCCAUCCCUCGCCUCCACCGCCGCCAGCAAUGGGCUGCCCCGUCUGAGCAGAUCGUAGUACAAGGACAAGCCCUCACGGCUGAUUACUCGCAGCAGCCAAUGCCACCCAGCGCAGGGAGCUUUGCCGGCCAAAUCAACAGCACGAGUCAGGCCAACGACAGCAGCCAUGGCGGUAGCGUCCCCACUACGCCACAAGGAGCCUCAGAUGGGCUGAGGUUAGAGACUCGCGUCCAGCUGCCAUGAAUGGGUCAAGUGCGCUAGAGGGACGCCUGCCUCCUCGCAGCGCUUGAAUAAGGUAUCAUGCGGGAACACUUCCUCUCACUCUCUAGCU
Jaminaea rosea is the source of this 2126-nucleotide messenger RNA. RefSeq lists its product as hypothetical. The transcript has 4 exons. The record is from RefSeq and is a predicted model, not a curated record. The coding region runs from base 95 to 2038 and encodes 647 amino acids. Lineage: Eukaryota; Fungi; Basidiomycota; Exobasidiomycetes; Microstromatales.